Zerene cesonia (dogface butterfly) is the source of this 2535-nucleotide messenger RNA. It is a transcript of the gene Fem-1, whose product is annotated as protein fem-1 homolog B. The transcript is spliced from 15 exons. Gene Ontology annotation, molecular function: protein binding. Lineage: Eukaryota; Metazoa; Arthropoda; Insecta; Lepidoptera; Pieridae. The record is from RefSeq and is a predicted model, not a curated record. Bases 182 to 2188 code for a protein of 668 amino acids.
CUGAUCCACAAUUUUUCAGAUAUUUUCAGUGUUCGUGUACUCGUCUCGUUUUCCGAAUAUGUUGAAGAAUUGAAGAAGUAUUGCACAUGUGAAACUAUAGAUCAAGCAGUGGAUAGUACAAAAUUAUAGUGCAAUAUUAGUGAUAGUGUUUAAUUGUUUUCAUUUUUGUCCAUCCAUUACGAUGGAUGACAAAUUGAUGUUGGAUGAUGUUUCCAGCAGUUUAAGAGAAAGAGUAUUUUUUGCUGCCCGAGAUGGAAUGGCUCUUACGCUUUACGCAUUACUAUAUGAGAAAAAUACGGAUGAGAUUGACGACCUUCUAAACAACGAUGUGUGUAGCGAUGGAGUGAAAUGCACCCCACUUAUUGCAGCCUCUAGGCAUGGCCGAGAGGCAGCUGUCCGUAUACUCUUAGAGAAAUUCCGUCCUCCUGUAAGACUGGAAACAGAAGGCACUGUAAAGUUUGAUGAAUAUGUUAUUGAAGUAUUUUACCAUUGUGUUGAUGAACAAUUUACCGGUGCUACAGCAUUAUGGUGUGCAGCGGGUGCUGGACACCUCGGCAUCGUGAAGCGGCUGGUGCGAGCUGGUGCCAACGUGAAUCACGCAACGAAGACACUCAGUACACCGCUCCGAGCGGCCUGUUUCGAUGGCCGCUUGGACAUUGUCAAAUAUUUGGUCAGGCACGGCGCUGACAUACACAAAGCGAACAAGUACAAUAAUACAUGCUUGAUGAUCGCGGCCUAUAAGGGACAUUUAGACGUGGUACAGUUUCUAUUAGACAGCGGGGCGAGGGUGGAUGAACGCGCGCUGUGCGGCGCGACGGCGUUGCACUUCGCGGCGGAGUGCGGGCACGCGGCCGUCGUCUGCGCGCUUAUAGAUCAUAAUGCGAAGAUACUUACUAAUCAGAAUGGUAUGACACCGUUGCAAUGUGCGGCGGAACGAGCACGUGCUUCAGUGGUGGAAAUAUUGGCCGCGAGAUCGGAAGUGACGCGUGCGCAGGCGAUAGAGGCGUUCGAACUGUUGGGCGCCUCUUUUGCUAAUGACAAGGAGUAUUAUUGUUUACGGAUGGCGUAUCAAUAUCUACACAGAGCGAUGACGAUGAGAUACGACACUAGAUAUGGUUUAUUGUUGAAAAAACCGGCGGAUCCUAUUCCGGCUUACGAUAAUUGGAGAGAAAGUACUACACUCGAGGAGGUGGAGCGGCUGCACGGCAACCCGCACGCGCUGCACAUGGAGGGGCUGACGGUGCGCGAGCGCAUCCUGGGCGCGGCGUGCCCCGACCUGCCGCACCCGGUCGUGUUCCGCGGCGCCGUGUUCGCGGACGAGGCGCGCUUCGACCGCUGCCUCGCGCUGUGGCGCCACGCGUUGGCGCUGCGGCACCUCAACUCGGUUUCAGUCGUAAAAGAUCUCUUAAGGUUCGCCCAAGUGUUUUCGCAAAUGAUACAUAUUGGUAUCGAAUUACCGUUAAAUCAGGUAUGUUACGUAUUGGAGGCGUGUGCGGAAGAGUUAAGGAGAGGAACUAAGAGACUCGAAAAGCCACAAGCGAAUCACGAUCCUGAGGCACUGAUGGAGGAGUACGAGAGCAAUGUGCGAACCGCGCUUUAUUUGGUUGCCGUGGCCGCGAGGCUCUUGGAAAAUCCUAACAAUGAUGAGGAGACGACGAGCGCGAUCCGGCGCGCGGUGUUCGCGCUGCGCGCGGCGCGGCUGCGCACCGGCGGCACGCUGCUGCACCUCGCGGUGGACAGGCGGACGCCGGUCGACGACUUUCACACCAGCGACGUGUGCCAAUUCCCCUGCACAAGAACAACACGCCUCCUACUUGAUUGCGGCGUCGAUGUGGACGCCGCAGACGAUUCUAGGAGGACAGCGCUACAUGUCGCUCUAUUGUCAUAUCAGCUUAUGCCGGUGUUGUGUCUAGACGAGCGCGAGGCGUGGGGCGAGGCGCUGUGCGGCUGCGUGUGCGAGCUGCUCGCGCGCGGCGCGCACGUGGACGCGAUGGACGCGGACGGGAUCACGCCGCUCGUCGCUGCCAUUGGCGGUCCCGCCGAAAGUAUAGUGCGUUCAGCACUGAACCCUAGGCUUAGUUGUCUCUCUGCCGCAGCGCUAGCGCUCCACGGCGUGAGGUACCGGCCCGACCAAGUGCCCAGAGAUCUACAUGGUUUCCUCAUCAUGCAUGGCGUAUAUCCUUUAUAAAUGUCCUUGGGAAUUAUAAUGCGACGCAAUUUGAAGAUGAAUUCUCUAAUGCUAUAAUGAGCUUUAUAUCGUUUGAAAUAAGGCAUACAGUUUAAAUUAAAAUACCUUUAUAUUUUGUCUAGUUCAUUGCAGGUUUUAUUCAAGGGUCUUCCUUUUUGUUUUAUUUAUUGAUCUGGAUUUCAGCCAAAAUGCUUAGGUCGCUCAUGUACUCUAAAAUAUGUUCCUUAGUUUGGGAUCUAGAAAAUUCUAAAAUGUCUUCCUAUUAAUUUUAUCUUGUAAAUCGUUGAGUGAACCGAAAAUGAAUGUAUUCCAAUUGUUAACUCAUUGUUUUCUGUCUUUAUUGGAUU